Lolium perenne is the source of this 807-nucleotide messenger RNA. The record is from RefSeq and is a predicted model, not a curated record. NCBI's taxonomy places the organism in Eukaryota, Viridiplantae, Streptophyta, Magnoliopsida, Poales, Poaceae.
AUGGCACCUUUCGAAGCUCUCUAUGGUCGCAAAUGCAGAACACCUCUAAACUGGUCUGAAACCGGUGAAAGGCAAAUCUUUGGCCCCGAUGUCAUCAACGAUGCUGAAGAAAAGGUGCGAAUCAUUCGUGACAAUCUGAAGAUAGCACAAUCUCGGCAGAAAAGCUAUUAUGAUAGCAAGCACCGUGAUAUGAUAUAUCAUCCUGGUGAUCAAGCCUACCUUCGUGUUACUCCUAUGAGGGGUACUCAUCGCUUUGGUAUCAAAGGCAAGCUGGCGCCAAGAUACAUUGGUCCCUUCAAAGUUCUAGCAAAGCGUGGUGAAGUCGCUUACCUCCUUGAACUUCCUGAGAAGCUCUCAAAAGUGCACGAUGUCUUCCACGUGUCACAGCUCAAGAAGUGCUUCAAAGAUCCGGGCCGUGCAGUUGAUCACAAGUCCAUUGACCUCCAAGAAGACCUCUCCUACAAAGAGCAUCCCGUUCGGAUUCUUGAUGAAGCUGAACGUCGAACUCGCAACAACUCUGUCAAGUUCCUCAAGGUGCAGUGGUCGCACCAUUCCGAUAAAGAAGCAACCUGGGAACGGGCGCGUCCACAUCGCCUCCUCUUCGACCUGCACCUCUUCCCGGAGCUCCAAGAACGCCAAGGCAGACGCAACCCGAGCCCCUCUAUCGUCUACCUCCCAGGCCACCCCUUCGUCCUCGUCGCCGGCACCUCCCCCGCCGCAUCCUCCUCUUCAACGGCGACCCCCAGGGUGAGCAGCCACCUUUCCUUCAUCCCCUGCACGUGCUCUUGCAUCUCUGGUUCUAGUUGA